CACACCACACACUUGCAGGAGAGAUGCAAGAUGAACUCAAACAGUGACCCACAGGCUCCAAAGCCCUUCAAUUCUGUAUGGAUGAGCUACUGCCACAACCAUAAUAGGGGAUAAGAACAGACAAGAGAGAAAGCAGGGGAGGUAGGGGGCGCGAGACUGCCUGGCCUGUGAUUGGUCGAAGCCGAUGACGUCACCUCCGCCGUGACGCCAUACUCCUCAUUCAUAGGAAGAAGAAAAAAAAGGAAACGAGCGGAAACAAUCGUGAAGAGAACGCCAGAGUGAGAGCGGUAACAAUGAGCUCCACGGGAGGCGAGAUGCGCGCAUAGAGGAGCGGCGCUGCGGUGCUGGGGGUGGGCGGCAAUCCACGCGGGAUCCGGAUCCAGAGGCGAGCCGUGCAGCCGCAGCCAAGUCCGCAGACCAGUUGCACAGCAGCCCCGAGACGAGCGAGCGAGCGAGCCGCUAUGGAGGACGUGUGCGAGAUGGACUGCCCGGUGCUCAAGCGGCUUUUGAAGGAGGACGACGCCCGGUGCCUGCUGCUCGACUGCCGCUCCUUUCUCGCCUACAGCUCGGGGCACAUCCGCGGGGCCGUCAACGCCCGCUGCAACACCAUCGUGCGCCGCAGAGCCAAGGGCUCCGUGCUGAGCCUGGACCAGGUACUAGCCGGGGACGACGAGGUCCGGGCCCGCCUGCGCUCCGGGAUGUACUCGGCCGUCGUGCUGUACGACGAGAGGACGCCCGACGCGGACACGGUGAAGGAGGACAGCACCGUCAGCCUGGUGCUCCACGCGCUGUGCGGGGACUCCACGGCCACGCGCAUCUACUUUCUCAAAGGUGGCUACGACAGGUUCUUCUCCGAGUACCCCGAGUUCUGUUUGAAGACAAAAUCCUUGCCCCCGCUCACGAGCCAGUCCAGUAUGGACUCGUCCUGCUCGUCCUGCGGGACGCCGCACCAUGACCAGGGUGGGCCCGUUGAGAUACUCCCGUUCCUCUACCUGGGCAGCGCUCUACACGCCUCCAAAAAGGAAGUCCUGGACGCCAUCGGCAUCUCGGCGCUGCUCAACGUGUCGUCCGACUGUCCCAACCACUUCGAGGGUGCGUACCAGUACAAAUGUAUCCCUGUGGAGGACAACCACAAAGAGGACAUCAGCUGCUGGUUUCUGGAGGCCAUUGAGUUCAUCGACUCCGUUCGCGACUCGAGCGGUCGCGUCCUGGUCCACUGCCAGGCGGGCAUUUCCCGUUCGGCCACCAUCUGCCUGGCCUACCUGAUGAAGAGGAAGCGCGUGCGUCUGGACGAGGCGUUCGAGUUCGUGCGGCGGCGCCGCUCCAUAAUCUCACCCAACUUCAGCUUCAUGGGCCAGCUGCUGCAGUUCGAGUCCCAGCUGCUCGCCACCUCAUGCUCAGCCGAGGCCGCUGCCACUGCCAGCCCACUGCUGGCGCCCAAGACGUCAUCGGGAGUGGCCUCGGCCGUGGCCACGCCCACCUCGCCCUUCAUCUUCAACUUCCCCGUGUCAGUGGUGAACUCCGCCUACCUGCACCACAGCCCCCUCACCACGUCGCCUGGCUGCUGAUGGCCUGCAGUGACGCUCUGAACGCUUCCUGGCUCACAAACCAGCUUCUUCCAAUAAGUGACCAAAAAAAAGACUUUCAACCAGGUUUGUGUGUUGGACUUGCGGGUGACAUACACACUGACAGCACGAAUAACAAGUGAGGACGCUUGGUGUGAAGAUGGGUUCUAUUCCCAUUAGGUUUCCAAAGGGGUUGAAAAUUUACCCUAAAUUUACAUGGGCAUAUUUUGAAAAUAUUUUUCAUGGGAUUUAUGGGAAUUGAGGUAAAUUAAAUGGGAAGAUCAUAUUCAGUUUCCAAUGGAGGAGUGGUUAGCACAUCUGCCUCACAAUUCUAAAGGGUGGCAGUUUGAAACUGAGUUCACGUACUUGCGUGGGUUUUUACUGGGUACUUCUUCCCGCAUUCCAAAUACAUGUCGCUAGUUUAAUUGAAGACCCUAAAUUGUCCUUCAUGUGUAUUUCUGCAUCAAAUGUUUAGUUUUUUUAUUAACAAUAUACAAAUUUAAGAGUCUGGUUUAGAGAAGAGGAAAACCAAAAAAUGACAAAUAAGAGUACAAAUAGCUAAAAAAACAAACAAAAACAGAAAACUGCAACUUACUGGUUUUGGUUACCUUGUGAAAGGGGUAAUAACAUGGGUUCUAAGAUUGAGCCUUGAGGAAUACCACCAAAAAUGUGGACAGACUGGAUAGCCUUCAGUGAUUGGCUGGCGAACAGUCCAAGGUGUACCCCGUCUUUUUCCCAAAGUCAGCUGAGAUAGGCUCCAGCACAUGGUUGAGCGGUAUAAGAAGUGGAUGGAUGGUAUGAUAUUAAAGCAUAAAUAUAAAUGUAUUUUGGUCAUAAGAAGACAUAAAUCCAAAAUGAUAAAAUUUAAAAGCAUGACAUGGCAACAGAUAUAACAGUAAAAGUAUUUGUAAGUAGAACUUAAUCAAUUAAACAAUUCUUUCGAACGCUUUUAAAAAAAUUACAAAAAUGCGCCCCAGAUCCAAAAAGUCCCUUUGAAAAUGUUGACUAAAAGGGCCGCUCUCCCUAGGAAAAAGUUCCAUUCAGUAUGCAAAUAAAAACACAAUCCCCAAUCAAUUUCUCAUCAAUUCCCAUCUAAAGUUUCCAUCUUUAAAAAUUACCCGGAAUUUUGCAGCCCGAGUUGCCAUGGAGAUGACAGCUCUUUAAGCUGAGGAGAUGGACACAGGAAGGAAUCUGGAAUUCAAAGCACCCGCUCCUUCCUCCUUUGGCGCUCAUCCUGCUGCAACACAAAAGAUGUGGAUGUGUGUGCAUGGGGGAGGGGGGGAUCGAAAGCAGGCCCUCCUCAGUGACAGGUGCUCUGCUGCCAGGCCGACCAGUUUCCUGUCUAACCUCUUCCUCACACGCGCUUACACAAACAGGCCUCUCUCAUCUACUUUCAUGUUCCCCCUCUUAAUCUCUUCUUCUCAUCUUUGCCACCUCCUCUUCUCAGAUGUGCAUCUCUUUCCUUGGAGGUGGCAUGAGAAAACAAAAUAAAAAUAAUAAGACACCGACAAGAGCCCAGGAAACACUCAUCAGUCUCCUUGUCUAGAGCACGGCGACACUUAAAUGAGCAUUGCUGCUCUUUUUAUGGAAGUGUUCCCCUGCCUAUUCGCUACAUGCAAUAUUUGUACAUUUUGUUUCAAUUACCAAUGGUCUCACAAAAAUUACUUCAUUUACUUUUCCUGGACAGAAUAUUCAGUAAAUUAACAAGGAUAUAAACUCAGGGUACUUUGUUCAUUUCUUUAUCUUUUUUCAACACUGCUGCUGUUUCUCAUGAGGAAGGCCUGUUUUCACUUCACACUCAGGCACACGAGCCCUGCUACUGAACUUUUAAUCCUUUCAAGAUGGCAACAAUAGAAGUGAGUUUUCAGUUCUUAAUGUCACAAUGAUGUGUUUUUAGACUGAACUACACUCUCUCUCUGCUACACACACACACACACACACACAGAAAGGGUGGCAAAGUACAUUUUCCUGUUUUUCAAAGAUUGUCGACACCUAUUUCUGUAGCACUUUGAAGUGAUGCAAUACUGUAUUUGUAAUUGAUGGUUGAUCUGCUCCUCACGGUAACAGUAGACUGACUUUUUCUUGUCUAACGUGGAGAGGAGGGAUGGAGAGCGAGAACCAAUCAGUUGAGAAAAAAAAACUGCAAUACUUUUGUCUGAGUUCAUCUCUUUCUACUCUGUCUGCUCAAUGCAGUUGACCCAUUAUACGGCAAUAGAAAACAUUCACUUAUACAUGUGUGUAUAUAUAAUAAUAAAAAAAAAUCUACUUCCCUUCAAUCUUAUUGUGUAGAAUGAAUGAACUGCAUUUAUUUAUUGUGGAAAAACCACUGUUGAAUAAAGCUUGUUCUUAAUUAAACUGA
This is a messenger RNA of Phyllopteryx taeniolatus (common seadragon), 3924 nucleotides long. RefSeq names its product dual specificity phosphatase 4 (gene dusp4). The transcript has 6 exons. Gene Ontology annotation, molecular function: MAP kinase tyrosine/serine/threonine phosphatase activity; protein tyrosine/threonine phosphatase activity. Gene Ontology annotation, cellular component: cytoplasm; nucleus. Bases 462 to 1568 code for a protein of 368 amino acids. Gene Ontology annotation, biological process: endoderm formation; protein dephosphorylation; negative regulation of MAPK cascade. The record is from RefSeq and is a predicted model, not a curated record. Lineage: Eukaryota; Metazoa; Chordata; Actinopteri; Syngnathiformes; Syngnathidae.